Toxotes jaculatrix (banded archerfish) is the source of this 13213-nucleotide messenger RNA. RefSeq names its product bassoon presynaptic cytomatrix protein a (gene bsna). The transcript is spliced from 18 exons. Gene Ontology annotation, cellular component: glutamatergic synapse; GABA-ergic synapse; axon. The record is from RefSeq and is a predicted model, not a curated record. Gene Ontology annotation, biological process: presynaptic active zone assembly; protein localization to synapse. The coding region runs from base 1 to 12720 and encodes 4239 amino acids. Lineage: Eukaryota; Metazoa; Chordata; Actinopteri; Toxotidae. Gene Ontology annotation, molecular function: metal ion binding; structural constituent of presynaptic active zone.
AUGGGGGGAAUGGGAGGAGGAGGAGGAGGGAUGGGGGGAAUAGGAGGAGGAGGAAUGGGGGGAAUAGGAGGAGGCGGAAUGGGAGGAGGAGGAAUGGGUGGAAUGGGAGGAGGAGGGAUGGGGGGAAUGAGAGGAGGAAUGGGUGGUGGAGGAAUAGGAGCAGGUAUGGGUACUGGUGGAGGAAUAGGGUCCAGAGCUGGCGAGCCUUACCGCCUGGCAACUCAUGAGAGUCCGACAUCCCCCCGACAUAUGCAGUCCAGCCAGGGGCCUGGCAUGGGGCAGGGUCCUGGGUCUGGUCACGGGAUGGGUCACGGUCCUGCUGGGUCUGGCAUGGCAGGCCACGGAGGUCAGAGUCCCGGUCAGCACGCGUCCCGUCGAAACCUCCAAGUCGACUUCAGUGGAUCAGGCGGCUCCAGGACAGGCCGGUCUCCAUCGGUGUCCCCUGACCGCGGCGUGACACCCACCUCACCUUACUCGGUGCCCCAGAUUGCACCCAUGCCAAGCAGCAAACUGUGCCCAGUGUGCACCACCACAGAGCUGUCCAACCCACCGGCUGUACCCAACUACAACACCUGCACCCAGUGUAAGGCCACCGUCUGUAACCAGUGUGGAUUCAACCCCAACCCGCACCUCACAGAGGUCCAGGAGUGGUUAUGUCUGAAUUGUCAGAUGCAGAGAGCUCUUGGCAUUGAUAUGACCACGCCUCGCUCUAAGAGCCAACAGCAGAUUCACUCUCCGUCCCACCAAGCCAAACCCAUCGUCCAACCUCAGCAGCCCACACCUCAGCCAACGCAGUCGGCAGGAGCAGCAGCAGCGCAGGCCAAACCUUUGGCACAGAGUCAGCCCACCCAGCGUCAGCAGCAGCAGCAGCAGCCUCAGUCUCAGCCCUACGGCCAGACACAGCCCUACUCCCAGUCCCAGCCAUACUCCCAGUCCCAGCAGUAUCCCCAGUCUCAGCCCCAGACCUACCCUCCAUCCCAGCCAGGGCUGCAGACUCAGCCUCAAGCCUCCCCAGGCUUACAGAGACACCCAGGCCCUGGCGGCCCCCAGACUCAGGCAGGGCCCUCUCAGCAGGGAAUGAGGUCCGACCCAUACUCACAGAGAGGUCCCGGAGCUCAAGGAGCUGUCAGAGGUCCCACAGGAGGCCCCAGCCAGCCUGGGGGUCCACGCAUUCCCCACCCUGGCGCUGUGCCCCUUCCUGGCUUGACUAAGGCGCCCUCCCAGCCCGAUUUGGGUCGUGGUUCUCCGAUGCAUCAGCCAAUGGCACGGCACCAUGACCAGACCAGAAGUGCCGGUUCCUCGCCGGCCCAUAGACCUCAGAGUCAGGCUCCUCCUCCCGCCCAGGAUGGACUGACCAAACUGUUUGGCUUUGGAGCCUCGCUGCUCAAUCAGGCUAGUACCCUGAUCAGUGUUGACCCUCUACCCACCGCCUCCACCCAGGCAAGCCCUGCACGAGGCAAGGUGGUGUUUAGCAAUGCAACUCCUGACACCAAGCAGCAGCAACAAGGGGUCGCUGGCACCAAACCAUUUGGGAUGGGGGGUCCCCAAAUGGGUGGACCCCAUGCGCCAACUCAGAAGCAACAGCAGCAGACUGUGCCCCAUCAACAAGGAAUGCCGCAACAGCAGUCACCUGCGCAUCAUCAAAAAGGGCCACAAGGACAACAACAGCCGCAAACACCUGCUCAUCUCCAGAAAGCGCCACAGAAGCAGGAGCCUGUAGUGGCCCCUGCGCCUGCUCCAGAGCCUGUGAAGCCUAAAGUGAACUGUCCUCUUUGCAAAACGGAGCUGAACAUCGGCAGCUCUGACCCGCCUAACUACAACACCUGUACGCAGUGCCACAGCCAAGUGUGUAACCUGUGUGGCUUCAACCCCACGCCACAUCUGGUGGAGAAAAAGGAGUGGUUAUGUCUCAACUGCCAGACUCAGCGGCUGAUGUCCGGAGGCGGUCUCGACGAUCCUCCGCUACCAGUUCCUCAUCCGUCUCCCAAGCACCAGCCAAUGGGCUCCCCUCGUCACCAGGCGCCAACCAGCCAACAAAGCCCUCUCCACAAACCCACCAGUCAGCAGGGGCCCAAGCCAGCCCAGUCCCAGAAACCGCAGGCGGGAACUGGCAGUAGCGCACCAUUUGCACCCACUGCUGCUAAACAACCUACUGACACCAAGACCAUGACACCAGUACCAACCAUGGACACCCAGAAACAGCCAAAACCCACAGAAGAGAAGCCUAAGACCGAGUCGGAGAACCAAACUGCCAAAGAGACCAAACCCUCCCAGAAGAAAGGAGAGCAGAUCACACCAAUCAAGGAAAUUAAGAAGUCCAGGCAUUAUGAUGAUACAAAAAACAACAGCACCCAUGACUUGUCACGCAGCCCUCAGAGCCUCAGCGACACCGGCUACUCCUCCGAUGGCAUCUCCAGCUCCCACAGUGAAAUUACAGGGCUAAUCCAAGAAGAGGAGAUGAAGCUGAGUGAGAGGGGAAUUACCGGACGGGGCUCCCCACCAAGCCCUUCUGAAAUCACCAAGCUAGAAAGCUCCAUGAGGCCUUUGCUGGAGAAGAGUCUCUCUGAAGAGAAGGCAGACAGAAGGGGAAGGAAGCACAGAGACAGAGAUUUGGAUGACAGAGGGAAGCAGCGCCCACGCUCCCUGUCAAUCCCACCAGAUGCAUACGACUCUGAUGAGGAACUUGAGGAUAUAAUGGAGGAAGAGGAAGAUGGGGGAGACUGGGAGGGUAAACGAAAGGAAGGAAAGGAGGAGAAGAAGGAGAAGAAAAAGAAGGAAAAAGAGGCCGAGCCCACAGAGAUGACCGAUGAGGAGUUCAUGAGGAGACAAAUAAUGGAGAUGAGUGCUGAUGAAGAAAAUGAAGAGGAGGAGGAGGAAGAGAUGGAGGAAGACGAAGAUGAGGAAGACGAAGGAUAUGGCUACCAGAAACCCAAGAAAAGCCACCACAAGCACAUCAUCUCUGACUCAGGGAAAGAGAAGAGACGCCUUCAGCACCACUCCAGCAGUUUUGAGGAGGAAACUAAGACCACGACUGAUGUUUAUAAAGGCUCAGUGGAGGAGGGUGAGGAAGAUGUGAUGGCAUCACAAGGAGGCCUGAGGCGCUUCAAAACUAUAGAACUCAAUAAUACCAAUAGCUACAGCCGAGACAUGGAGCUGAGCAAUGAAAAUGAUUUGAGCCUUGACCGGGAACCAGAGCUAGAGAUGGAGAGCCUGACAGGAUCUCCUGAGGAGCGUUCUCGGGGUGACUACUCCUCCACCCUGCCGCCCACUUCAUCCUCAUAUGGCUCUGGCCAGUCGCCCACUUCCAUCUCAUCUAUGGAGGAGGACAGUGACAGCAGCCCCAGCAGGAGGCAAAGACUGGAAGAGGCCAAACAACAAAGAAAAGCACGCCACCGCUCCCAUGGCCCUCUCCUUCCCACCAUUGAAGACUCUUCAGAAGAAGAUGAAUUGAGAGAGGAAGAAGAGCUUCUGAGAGAGCAGGAGAAGAUGAGGGAAGUAGAGCAACAGAGAAUAAGGAGUACAGCACGAAAGACCAAGAGGGAUAAGGAAGAGCUGAGGGCGCAGAGGCGCAGGGAGAGGUCCAAGACACCACCUAGCAAUCUCUCACCCAUUGAAGAUGCUUCUCCAACAGAAGAGCUGAGACAAGCUGCAGAAAUGGAGGAGCUCCAUCGAUCUUCUGCUUCUGAAUAUUCCCCUCAGAGUCUGGACUCAGAGGCUGAGGGAUAUGAGUCCAAACUCUACAAGUCAGGGAGCGAGUAUAACCUGCCCACCUUUAUGUCACUCUACUCACCGAUAGAGAAAUCGUCAACUACAACAACCACCACAGCACCAUCUUCCACUUCCAAACCACUAAAGAGUGCUGAGGAAGUUUAUGAGGAGAUGAUGAGGAAGGCAGAGAUGCUUCAAAAACAACAGAAACAACUGCAGCAACAGCAGCAGCAACAUGGAAGGCAUGGGCAGUACUAUGAGGAGGACAUUAAUGGACAAGGUUAUGAUGAUGAGUACGAAUAUGAACAAGAUCAAACAGGAUAUGACAAUGAGGCAGCAGAGACAGAAACAGAUAUUUAUGAGGAGAUCCGGCAAACGUCUCAGAACAUCACUAAGAUGCAGCAGGCCACUGAUGAGCAAGUAGAGAUUGAGAUUGAGAGCUCCUACCCGGACAAACAGCUCCUAGACACAGGCUCAGCCUUUGCUAAGCUACUAGAGCAAAGCAAUGCUCUCUUGACCCCAGGCACCAGCCCCACCCAAAUCUCAGCUCCUGUCUCCUUUGCUGAGACUGGAGGACGGAUCCCCGAUGUCCGAGUAACACAGCACUUCUCUGCAAAGGAUGGACACAAAGACAGGAUCAAGAGCCAAGCAGGAAAGAAUGGAAUAACCCCAGCAGUGGCUGCCACCACUAUUGCAGCUUAUGGAGUUUAUGCCAGAGAUGCAGUGACUAUUUCUCAGACUAGUUCAAGCCACACUAUGACCUCUACUCAGUCUGGAAUAUAUGGCCGACACACAGGAAGCGCUGCCACAUCCUCAGCUACAGUCUCAAGUGUAUGCAGCAAGAUUGCAGAGAUUACUCAAGCCUACAGUCAAAGAGAAGUGAUCACCAGAAGGGUAGGGGAGACUAGAGGUGUCCAAGUGCGAGACAGCUCAACAUCUUCUACUGAAAGAAUUACUGAGCCACGUUCUCCCAAGUAUACUACCUAUUACAGGAGUACCAGUCCUCCUCUUUCUCCAUCACCACCACCUCAGAGUCCCACCCGAUCACCUUCCAGAAGGGCAACAGCUGAGUUCUCCACACAGACUUUCAGUUCAGCAUUGCGAAUGGAAUCGUCUGGCUCUGGGCCUUCAUCUCCAGUGAUGGCUCAGGGAACCCAAACAUCACAUCGAUCAGUUUCCCCGCGCCUGUUUCGACAGCAGUCUUCCCAGGAUGCCCCAUACUCCCCACCUCCCAGCCCAGCUAGGCCAAUGACAGUAAAUACUGCUACUUCUCCUCUGUCUUCACCUACACGAUUUAGCCGACAAUCAACAUUUGAUACUUACUCCCCAUGUGGCAGCCCUCCAGACACGCCACCUUACCAACAGUCUCCUACACGCAGCUUCUACCGAACACAAAGAGUGGAGAAGGUAAAUGUGGGAACAAGUAUGGUCACCACAGCCAGCACUUACACCAGAGGGUCCAUGUCAAUGGAUAACAUCUCCCUCUGCCGAAUAUCUACAGUCCCAGGUACUUCUAGGGUAGAGCAGGGACAUAUGAUCCAAGGUGGAAGUGUUGUGGACCUCAGAACAGUUACCAAACCUGCUCCUAUUAUAAUGACUGACCAAGGAAUGGAUCUCACUUCCCUGGCCACUGAAAGCAGGAAAUACCAUGGUGGAUCUGACGGCAGCAGACAUUCAACGAUUGUACAGCCACUGAUUAUGAACCUGAACACCCAGGAGGUCACCACACCAACCACUGUGAGUGUCACUGUAGCUGCUUCAAUGUUUAUGACUCAGCCCAAACAGCCAACUGUCUAUGGUGACCCACAUCAAAACCGAGUGGAUCUAGGCCAGGGUAUGGGUGCAGCUGUGUGUCUUUCACAGAGUAAACCACAAAUCUCACCUCCAACUGACCCAUCAAUACCAAAAAUUGAUGCCAAACUGGAAGACCUCAGUGUCCAACAGAGAGAGCUACAAAAACAGCAAGAGAAGCUGCAGAAGCAACAAGAGCUCCUUGAACAGCAGUUGCAGCAGCACCAUCAGAUGCAACAGCAGCAGCAACAAGCAUCUGCUUUGGCCAGGUACAACCUUACUGGCCAGAUCCCACCUUUACUUAAAAAAGACUUGCUAGUCAGCCAGACUAGCACAGCCCCAGCUGUGGUCAGUGCUGUAUCACCAGUCAUUAACCCUGAGCUGUAUGGCACUGGUCCCAUUGAACUGAAAGGGAAGCCCAGUCCUCCUGGUUUGAUGCCAGGAGGCAAAUCACCACAUAGCAUGGUAGUACAGAUGGAUGGAGGACCAGAGCAGGCCAGGGCAGUGACUCAGCUAGUAAAGGUAGAAGAAGGACAGGAUGCUAUGGAUCAGACAGGUGGCCAAAUUAAACCUGACAACCAACCAGCCUGCUGUGAUGUUGUUUACCGACUUCCGUUUGGUGGAAGCUGUGUUGGUGGGUCUGAGAAAGAGGGCAUAAGGCCUCCAUCUGCCCCACCUCUCACCUACGAAUCUGACCAUGAGAGGCAACCUGGAAGGUACCAUGAGUAUCCAAUGGAUGGACGCAAGGCCUACACAUUACCUUUCCCUGGUAAGCUCCAGCCAUCAAUGUCUGAUACAAAUCUAGCUGAAGCUGGGCUACAGUCGUACCAUUCUAAACUAGAACCACACCUCCAACCCUCAGGAGAACUUGCCAUGGAUCUAACUGCUAUGAAACAGGGCUAUGGAGGGUAUAUGGGGAUGCAGUAUGGCUCCUACACAGAUUUACGGCAUGGGGGAGACAUCACAGCCCAAACACUGCCUAUUAGGAGAUAUAAUUCCUUGUCUAACAUCAGUUCAGACUAUGGCUACUCUGCUCGUGACAUUGCUAACUUCCAAGAAGCUAACUUAGCUCAGUACAGUGCUACAACUGCCAGGGAGAUCAGUCGGAUGUGUGCAGCACUCAAUUCCAUGGAUCGGUAUGGAAGCAACCCAGACCUGAUGCAGUUUGGCACUUUGGGGAGGGGAACUGGGCCUGGGGCCUCCAGACUUGUGGCGGGUCUUGGCAUGAGACAAAACCUUCUCUUUGGACUAGAUGGGAAGCCAAUCUCCCACAGUCAAGCACUAACCAACCUCAUCAAUGCUAGGCAGGCCAGUCUUAGAGCCAUGUAUCCUGCUGCUAUAAGGUCUGCUGAUGGUAUGAUCUACUCUACCAUUCAGACCCCCAUCGCUUCUACACUUCCCAUCACAACCCAACCUGCCUCUGUUCUCCGCCCACUACUGAGGGGCGUCUACAGGCCAUACCCCUCUGCCAACAUGACCCCUGUACCCCUAUCCAGUCUCAGCAGACUACCAGUGGGCCCCAGAAUGCCCUUAUCUGGACAAGCUCCAGUCCGUUACCCAGCACCAGGUCUUCUCCAAACAACAUCAGCUACUGCCACUACUGAUGCUGCUGCAGCAACUUCAGCACCAGUAGGGGCCCCAAUGUCUGUUUCCAUGACAACUACUAGCUCUACAGUCCAGGAUGAACCGGUUUACCUUGGUAAAGGUGCCACAGUGACCUCCUCAUCAGCAGAAGCCACCUCAGUAGGAGGAACAGUUAGCAUACCAACUGAGCCACAGCAGCAGCCAAUAAACCUGUCCCAGGCACACCUGAACAGUCAACAGCAACAACAACAAGUGACAACUGCUCAACAGCCUCCUCCAGCAGCCCAUGCCUAUCCACCGCCAGGUCCUUCACACACCCAUGGCUACACUCAACCUCCAGUAGGCCCCUCUGCCCCUUCCAGUGGUUUGCCCAUGCCAGGGGGUCUUCCUCCCUUUCCUCCACCAGGUGCCAUACACAAGGAGGGUGAAACUGAGGCAGAAAGGUUGCAUCGGCAGCAGGAGCAGCUCCUGCAGAUGGAGAGGGAGCGCGUAGAGCUGGAAAAACUCCGGCAACUGCGGCUGCAGGAGGAGCUGGAACGGGAAAGGGUAGAGCUGAAGCUGCACAGGGAGAAGGAGCAGAUGCUGGUGCAGAGAGAGUUACAGGAGCUGCAGAACAUCAAGGAACAGAACAAGCAGUUGAAAAUCUUUCAAGUUAACUCUGUUAAACAGGUUUUACAGCAGCAGCAACAAGAACGCGAGAAACAACUUGUUCUCCAGAGGGAGCAGCUGGCCCAGCAGAAGUCCCAGCUAGACCAGAUCCAGUCUUUACAGCAGCAGCUCCAGCAGCAGCUUGAAGAGCAAAAGAGACAGAAAACAGCUGCUGUAGCUCAGAGCAUACAGCUGGAUGUAAAUGGACAGCCCCUGCACCCCUACAUGGAUUCUCAGAUGGGCUCCCGUUCCCUCCCAAACUCCUCAUCAGAGAUAUGUCUGAGGAGUCAGGAGGAGCACAUGGAGACCAGGAGUAACAUGAGGAAACACAGCUCCAUGACCAGGCUGAGCAGGGACAGCUUGGACGGCGACGGUGUUGUGUUCUACGGCUCCCGCAGGAUCGUGGACAGCUGUGUGCAGACAGACGAUGAAGACGGAGAGGAGAGGUACAUGAUGCGUCAUCGUACCAGGAGGCGCGGUCGCAGCGUUGAUUGCUCUGUCCAGACAGACGAUGACGAGGACAAGGCUGAGACGGAGCACCCCGUCCGCCGAAGACGUUCCCGUUUCUCACGGCACUCUGAGUCCAGUGCGGCUGGCAGCAGCACUGCCACUACAAAUAGUGUAGCUUCUGACACAAAAACCGACACUUCCAAGAUGCAGUCCUCCAGUAUCGCCGUCCAGACCAACAGGGAAAUGUCUUGCCAGACAGAAGUGGAACACCUAGGAAGAGUCUCCCCAGCAAUUCACGUGACAGUACCAGAUCCAAAUAAGGUAGAAAUUGUGCACUACAUCUCUGGACCUGAGCGAACCCAAAAAGGACAGUCUUUGGCGUGCCAGACUGACCCAGAAGCCCAGUCACAGGGUGUCGUAGCUCCACAGCUCAGUGUACCAACCACAGUCAGUCCAUAUUCUUCCUCCACCAGCACCGGAACACAACAAUCCAGUUCUGUCGACCUUCUGACCCAGCAGCGCCAGCAGCAGCACAUUGCAGCCAACGCAGCCAAGUUCGAGCGACGUCGCCCUGACCCGCUUGACAUCACUUACCAGCCUCACAACCACCUCCACAACGAGUCCAUCUCCAGCAUCAUCCGCCAGCAGCAGACAGCCCCCAAAUCUCCACAAGUCCUCUACUCUCCUGUCUCCCCGGUGUCCCCUCACCGCCUGUUGGAGACUUCUCUCUCUAGUGAGCGGCUGAACAAGGCCCACGUCACACCUCAGCAGAAGUCCUACACAGCCGAGUCCCCUCAGCGACACCCAUCUGUGCCCCGACCCAUCAAGAGCACCCAAAGGUCCAUGUCAGACCCUAAGCCUCUCAGCCCCACCACAGAUGAGCACACCAAGGCCAGGCUGUCCCUGUAUCAGCAACAAGCACUCCAGAGCCAGCUGGCAGCCCUACAGCAGAGCUCACUGCUCCGUAAGGUCAAGCGAACCCUGCCCAGCCCUCCUCCAGAGGAGACUACUACAUCAGCUCAUCUGCCCAUGAUGACGCCUGCCCUUCAACAGGUCUACCUGCCCUCCGUGCCCAGCCUCAAGCCCAGCUCCCGAUCCGGCCUGGCAGCUAAAGCCAGCCUCCUCAAAGACCUCACCCAUGAGCUGAAGGCCGUUGAGCAAGAGUCGACCAAGCUGAGAAAGCAACAGGCUGAACUGGAGGAGGAAGAGAAAGAGAUUGAUGCUAAACUGAGAUACCUAGAGCUGGGGAUCCACCAAAGGAAAGAGACACUGGUCAAGGAGAGGGAGAGGAGGGAUAUUGCCUACCUGAGGUGUAUGGGGGACACAAGGGACUAUAUGUCUGAUAGUGAGUUGAAUAACCUACGUUUAGCAGCUGCAGCUGCAUCACAUGAGACCAAUGGGCUACUGACAACGAGGCCAAGCACCGCCCCUCUCAGCCAGUUCACCAGUGAUCUCAACACGGCAGCCCAGUACCCGCCCACUUCGUCCUUCCUCUCCUGUCAGUACCCCCAGAGCCAACCAGCAGCACCAACUCAACAAUCAAGUGUGCCAUACCAGUCUUCAACAUUCAACCAGCCUCCCUAUCCAACAGUGUCUCAGUCCCAGGCACUGCCACAGCCCACACCCCUCCAGAGCCACAUGCCCCCUCCCGGACCUUCUUAUCAGUCUCAAACCUCCUAUCCUUCCCAUACCUACCCCCAAACUCAGCCCCCAUACCCCCAGACAGACAUGGGGUUACCAGCUGCACCUCAGCCUCAGCCCCAGCCAGGACAUACAGGUUUUGGGCCUGCACCACCUGGUCAGCCCCCAUACCCCACCCACAGCUCACCUUAUCCCAGCGCUGUGUCUUCCUACCCCAGCCAGACCACUCCAUACCCUGGGCAGCCCCAAGCCGAUAUCCUGACAGUCCACCCUGGAAGACCCAGGCAGACUUCGUUAGCCGAUCUGGAGCACAAGAUGCCCACCAACUACGAGACGAUCAGCAACCCCACAGUCAUGGUCACCACCACGGCCCAGGAUGCUUCUUAUUCCAGUUCAGCCCCCUCUUAUGGUCAGUACUCUGGAACAACAACCAUGGCCAGCUCCUAUGGGCCCUAUGGCUCAGCACCAGUGUCCAGCAGCUACGGUGGGUACUCUACCAUGCCACCUAGCUCUUAUGGGCAGUAUACUUCAACAUCAGCUAGCUCAUAUGGCCAAUAUACCACAACCACUGCUAAUACUUAUGGCUACACCACCACCACAGCCAGCUCUUACGGACAUUACACUUCUACAGUUUCCAAUGCUUAUGGGCACUCUGUAGACAGUCCCUCAACCUACAGCACAGCAGAUGGGAUGUAUGGGGCUCCUGGCUUAGAGCAAAACAUCCCAAGGAACUACAUGAUGAUUGACGACGUAAGCGAGCUGACGGCAAAAGACGGGCUGGGCACGACGACAGUGGACAUGAUGCAUCAUGGCGGCAGUGGGCGUUACCCGGGCGAUAUCCAUGGCCACAGCAGCACCAUUGGCAGCACGACGCGUGGGGGAACUGGCAGCUCCUCGUAUGGCAGGGCACCCGAGGAGGAAGCAGCGAUGCAGGAAGAGCUGUACGACCACCAUGGCAGGGGUAAGAGCAGCUACAGGCACGGACCUCUAGGGGGCAGCAGCAGCAGCGUGAGCGCUAGCAUGGGUGGGGGAUCCCCCUAUUACUAUGACUACGACUACAAACAUGGCAGCAUCCGCUCUGGGGUACAGAAACCUUCGCCAUCCUCCAGAAGCCUUCUGGCUCCUGCUGUCAUGUCUUCCAAGCGCAGCAAGCACAGGAAACUGGGGAGUAUGGAGCAAAAAAUCUCCAAGUUUUCCCCCAUUGAGGAGGCUCGGGAUGUGGAGGCAGACCUGGCCUCCUAUUCCUCAGCAACAGGUGGGGCUUACCCUUCCUCCCACAUUCGAGGGCGCCAGCUGAUUGAGGAUUACGGCUUUAAGAGGAGUGCUUAUGAGAGCAGCAGUGGCACCAGUCAUGGUAGUCGAUACUAUGGUUCAAUGGUGGAGGAGGAUGAUCGGAUUUACUACACCUCCACCGGCCGCUCCCGUUCCACCGGCUACGGCAUGGACAAGAUCUCAGCCAGGGACUACCCUGGGUAUCGCAGCCGAUCCUAUGAGAGGGACGAUCGUUCCUACAGAUCUGGCUACAGCCAAGGGCGCCACCCAACCCGGCAGUACUCUGAAGAGGAGAGUCCACUCAGUCCCCUGGGAAGGUUCAUGGGUUCUGGCCGAUCAUCAAGCUUAGGUCACGACCCGUACGACAGUCGCAGCAGUAGAUAUCAUUACUAUUAUGGCCAAUAUGGUUCCAGCCACUCGCUGCCAGACGUACAAGACCACAUACGGGACCUUCCUCGGACACAUGUCUACAAAUCGGAUGAUACAUACAUAAUAGACGAUUAUCAUUGCGCUGUGUCAGACAGCGAAGCCUACCAUCUGGGCCAGGAAGAAACUGACUGGUUUGAGAAGCCACGCUCCAGUUCUCGACACUACGGCAGCAGCCACUCAUCUGGGAGAAGUCGGCAUGGUGUCAAACACACCUAUCAUGAUUAUGAUGAGCCUCCUGAGGAGGACCUGUGGCCCCAGGAUGAGUAUGGCCACGGAGGGCGCCACUCUUCAUCCCGUGACCAUCGGCAUCACGGCAGCUCCAGUCGACACUCGUCCUCAUCACGUCAUUCAGAUGAGCCAAGGUCCUCAAGGUCAUCUAAGGGGCACCCCAAAGACCCAUCAAUGAGGCACGACCCUUCAGGCCGAUCUUCAUCUUCAGGAAGGCGUGGUGAGUCAAGAUCUGGGGGGUACCACUCUUCAGACUACUCGCGGGAUCCAUCUGGGCACCACCAUGGCCAGCGCUCCUCCAGACAGGGGGACCCACACCGGUCCUCACGCAGCAAGUCCCAGCAGCCAGUGGACAUGCAGGGCCAACCGCCAGGCUCCUCCAGGUCUGGCAGCAGCUCUGCACGGGCUCAGGGCCCCCCAGGCGGGCCUACAGGCUCAGGCCGACAAGGCGGUCCGGGUUCCCAGACAGAUGGGGGUCCAGGACAGAGGACCCAGCUCCAGCAGCAAGCCCAGACAUCAACGGCCAGGCCAGGGCAGCCUGGGGCCGCAGCGACUACUGGACCUCAGCAGCAGACCCCAACCCAGGGUCAAGGCAUGGGCAUGGGGCAGGGGCAGGCCAAGCCAGGGCCGAUGGGACCAGCAGGUGGACCCAUGGGGCAGGCCAGGCAGACAGGUCCAGCAGGAACCACACCAGUCACCAUGGCCAAGAUCGACACGCCUCCGGCGACAGCUAUUGGAGCAAAGGCAGCGCCCGUCAUGGCUUCGAAAGCCGCCCAGCCCCCACUCACAGGCAUAGGCUCCAAGGCAGCUCCUAGGCCAGGAGGUAUUGGCAGUGCAGCAGCAGGUCAGCCAGGCAUGGAGGGAGACAGCGUGUUGUCCAAGAUCCUGCCUGGAGGAGCUGCUGAGCAGGCCGGCAAACUGGGAGAAGCUAUCUCCGGUUUUGGCAAGAAAUUCACCUCUUUCUUCUGAGGUGCUAAGAUUAAGGACUAUGUAAAUGUCAACUGAUGAAGCCAUGAGGCCUCGUACCAGAAAAACCUGUGAAGUUCCUGCUGCUUUUGUUUUACUAAAAGAGAGAGAGGAAGGAAGGAGGGAGAGAGAGAGAAAGGAGGGGGACUGAGAGGAGAGCUGAGCAUACUGCCAACAAGGACUGGGAUCCUCCAGAUACUUCAUGUCUCAGGCCUGAGCACACACUGACAGAGAGAACACGCUGCUCUCUCUGACGGGCCAGACAAUCAUUCCAAGCCAACAUCCAUCUUCAGAAGGACUAUCCUUGUUCAUCCAGCAUACCCAGCCAAAGACCGCAAACCAAACUACUGCGGAGCCCCUAGAACCAUCCUGUAGUAGUAGUACAAAAGAGCAGCUGGGGGCCAAAAAUGGCUAUGAAUUCAAGGAAGCAAGUUUGUUUUUUGCUGCUCUUUCUCUGUGCUAAUAGAGGGAUCUGUGUCGACAUCACUGGAGUCCU